Molecule: messenger RNA, 1260 nt
Organism: Entrophospora candida
Lineage: Eukaryota; Fungi; Glomeromycota; Glomeromycetes; Entrophosporales; Entrophosporaceae
Source: the annotation of a GenBank genome assembly
AUGGGGACUUCUCCGCGUCAAGCACAGAGAGAAGAUGUAGAAUUGUUCUGGAAUGAUGUUAAAUAUGAAAAAAUCGCGUCAAAAAAUAAUUUAUUGGAGGCGAAGUUAAAGCAAGCUAAGACUCAGUUUGCUGUCGAUCGUUCUAUAAUGGGGAAUGAGGCUCAUAUGAUCACAGACCAGGCAAAAUUAAAUUAUAUAUCGAUAGAUCUUGAAAAUAUCGGAAAGCGUCCACCAGAAUAUAUAGUAAUAGUGAAUGAUGAUACCAUAAAUUCAGUUGUCUCUAAUAGCAACAAAAAGAUUAAAACAAACUUCUCCACGUCUGCUCCCUUUACAAGUACUAAUGAUGAGAUUGAGGAGUCAUCUGAUCCUAAUGAACGACUUGAAAUUGAUCUUGAAAAUGUCACAAAGCAGCUGGAGAUGAUACCUUUGUAUGAGUGGAAAGUUGGAGACAUAAACAUUACGCAGAGAUUUCGUCAAUACCAACAAAAGGUGAUUGAUAAAGUGAAAAGUGAUGGGUUGACGUGGAACGACACAUACGAGAUUCUAGCAUUGGCGUCUAUUAUUAUUCUUGCACGCCCAUGCCCUUAUCCGGAUUUCACUGAAACAGAAUGGUAUACAAUAACUCAAGCAAAACCGUUUGUGAUCGAACAGCCCAUCAUACCAUCAGCAAUAUCUACUACCUUUCAAGAAGCAAUAAGAAAGCACUUAAUGGAUGAGGAUAGUUACAUUUACGCUGAUAGUGAUAGUACAGAAUUGAGUAGGGUUGCAGCUUCUACGUUUAAUGAGCUCCAAUCUCCUAGAGAAUAUGGUAUCCAAUUAAACUGUGCUGUCAAAGGCACUAGAAAAAGACCCGAUUUCACGUGUGUGGUUGACAAAAUACCGGUUCUUGUCUCCGAAUUUAAACCGCUUGGAUGUACACCGCUUCUGAAAAAGAAAGAUUUCGUGAAAGCACAUUUGAGGGCUAAGAAAUCAUUAAAUCAACAAUUAAAUUUAAAGGGUGGUCCCGGUGAAGUAGGGCUAUUUAUAAACACGGGCGAUAUAGUUAGAUCCUUUUUUAUGGAUCUUAAAUACGGAUUUUACUGCUUAUGGUCUUUCCAUACAACUAAACUGGCAGUUGAUAAGGCCUCAAUGCCAUUGAGACGAGUUAACAAACUAGCCAAGGAUUUUAAAAGACGCAAGCAACCAUUCACGCCACCCGGACAAAUGAAAUUUAUGAGCGAAUUUCCCGACUCUCCACAAAUUAACCAGUUGCUCGGAUGA